GUAAAAAUGAAUUGACUUUAUGAAAAUACAUUUAUGGUAUCUAUGUGGUAAUUUAAAAUUCACUAAUUUAUUAUAGCUGACAUAAAGGUGAACGUGAAAAUUCCAAAAGAGGCAAAAAUCGGUGAUUAUAUAGAUAUGCAGUGUAAUUGGGAAAUCCAUGGUAAUAAGAGCUUAUAUUCUGUGAAAUGGUACAAGGAUGGUCAUGAAUUCUUUCGUUACGUUCCGAACAAUCCUCAAUCAAUUCAGACCUUCCCGCAGUUAGGUGUUAAGCUUCAAAAUCUUCUAAGCCGAGCGAAUUCAAUACGUUUAAUGGAUUUAACUCUUGCUAGUGCUGGACUAUAUAAAUGUGAAGUAUCUACCGAUGGACCCGCUUUUGCAACAUCCUUUAUGACGGGUAAUCUCUAUGUUGUAUGUGAGUAA
This is a messenger RNA of Cotesia congregata, 420 nucleotides long. Lineage: Eukaryota; Metazoa; Arthropoda; Insecta; Hymenoptera; Braconidae. The record is from the annotation of a GenBank genome assembly.